Messenger RNA from Saimiri boliviensis boliviensis (Bolivian squirrel monkey), 627 nucleotides. RefSeq names its product ALK and LTK ligand 2 (gene ALKAL2). The record is from RefSeq and is a predicted model, not a curated record. NCBI's taxonomy places the organism in Eukaryota, Metazoa, Chordata, Mammalia, Primates, Cebidae. Gene Ontology annotation, molecular function: receptor tyrosine kinase binding; receptor signaling protein tyrosine kinase activator activity. Gene Ontology annotation, biological process: positive regulation of ERK5 cascade; positive regulation of ERK1 and ERK2 cascade.
ACCCAGCUCCCGGCGCGCGUCGGAGCCUCCCACCCCGCGGCCCCGAGCGCACGAUGCGCGGACCCGGGCGCCCGCUCCUCCUGGGGCUGCUGCUGGUCCUGGGGGCGGCGGGGCGCGGCCGGGGGGGCGCGGAUCCCCAGGAGCCGGCGGACGGGCGCGCGCUGCUGCAGCUGGUGGCGGAGAUCGUCCAGGAGCUGUGGAGGCACCACGCGGCGGAGCUCAAGGGCCUGCAGCUCCUCGGGCGGGACUGCGCCCUGGGCUGCGCGGAGGCGGCGGGGCUGGGGCCUGCGCCCGAGCAGCGAGUGGAAAUUGUUGCUCGAGAUCUGAGGAUGAAGGACAAGUUUCUAAAACACCUUACAGGUCCUCUUUAUUUUAGUCCAAAGUGCAGCAAACACUUCCAUAGACUUUAUCACAACACCAGAGACUGCACCAUCCCUGCAUACUAUAAAAGAUGUGCCAGGCUUCUUACCCGGCUGGCUGUCAGUCCAGUGUGCAUGGAGGAUAAGCAGUGAGCACAGCUGUCCAGGAGCAGCGCACCAGGAGCCAUGAGAAGUGCCUUGGAAACCAACAGGGAAACAGAACUGUCUUUAUACACAUCCCCUCAUGGACAAGAGAUUUAUUUUUUCA